Molecule: messenger RNA, 811 nt
Organism: Centruroides sculpturatus (bark scorpion)
Lineage: Eukaryota; Metazoa; Arthropoda; Arachnida; Scorpiones; Buthidae
Gene: mRpL3
Product: 39S ribosomal protein L3, mitochondrial-like
Exons: 6
Coding region: 69-752 (227 amino acids)
Biological process (GO): translation
Cellular component (GO): mitochondrial large ribosomal subunit; ribosome
Molecular function (GO): structural constituent of ribosome
Source: RefSeq, a predicted model, not a curated record
UUAAUUGAUUAUUUUAGGUAGUUGAUAAUCACGUUAUAAAAUAUCAUCCACCUGAAGUAUUUGCAAAAAUGAGAUUUGGUCCAUUACAUAAUGAAAACGGAAGAUUAGGAUGUCUCAUUGUUGGAGCAGAAAGUGUAGAUCCUCAAAGAUUUUCAGCAGAAUACAUUGGCCUUUUCAAUGAAGCUGGGGUUAUGCCAAAAAGGAAACUAACGAAAUUUUAUAUUACUCCUAAUGCAGCUCUUCAACCAGGAACACCACUAUAUGCUACUCAUUUUAGGCCUGGAGAUUAUGUAGAUGUUUGGGGUAAAACAAUUGGUCAUGGCUUCCAAGGUGUUGUGAAAAGAUGGGGAUUUAAAGGUGGUCCUGCAUCGCAUGGAUCUACUAAGUUUCAUCGUAAACCUGGCUAUAUAGGUGGAGGAAGCAAGAGGGGAGUAAUGAGAGGCAAAAAAUUACCUGGUCACAUGGGACAAGAAAGAAGGAUGUUAAGAGGAUUAAAGAUUUGGAGGAUUAACACUGUGCAUAAUGUAAUUUGGGUACAAGGCCCAGCAGUGCCUGGAUCAACUCAUGCUUUUGUAUACAUUUUUGAUAGCAGUGUAAAAGAUUGGUGUCACACUGAAGAAAGUCAUCCUCCCUUUCCAACUUACUUUCCGGACGAUGCCAAAGAACCUCUGCCAGAAGAAUUGUAUGACAAAGAACUCCAUAAUUUUUCGGAUCCAACAAUUACAUUUGAAAAUGUAGAAGUUAAAAAUUAAUUGCAAAUAUAUACAAAACAGUAUGUAAUUUACUAGUAAAGAUUUUAAAAAAUUAUUUA